This is a messenger RNA of Salvelinus namaycush (lake trout), 603 nucleotides long. RefSeq names its product dnaJ homolog subfamily C member 5-like. NCBI's taxonomy places the organism in Eukaryota, Metazoa, Chordata, Actinopteri, Salmoniformes, Salmonidae. The transcript is spliced from 4 exons. The record is from RefSeq and is a predicted model, not a curated record. Gene Ontology annotation, biological process: regulation of synaptic vesicle cycle. Gene Ontology annotation, cellular component: membrane; presynapse; intracellular membrane-bounded organelle. Bases 1 to 603 code for a protein of 200 amino acids.
AUGGCAGCUGAGGCGCAGAGACAGCGUUCUCUGUCUACGUCAGGAGACUCGCUCUACCUGGUCCUGGGGAUCGACAAGAACGCCACGCCGGAGGACAUCAAGAAGUCCUACAGGAAACUGGCCCUGAAGUUCCACCCAGACAAGAACCCAGACAACCCCGAGGCUGCUGAUAAGUUUAAGGAAAUCAACAACGCCCACUCCAUCCUGAACGACUGUACCAAGAGGAACAUCUAUGAUAAGUACGGAUCCCUGGGACUGUACGUGGCCGAGCAGUUUGGAGAGGAGAACGUCAACACCUACUUUGUCCUCUCCUCCUGGUGGGCCAAGGGCCUGUUCAUCUUCUGUGGCUUGGCGACUGGCUGCUACUUCUGCUGCUGUCUGUGCUGCUGCUGUAACUGCUGCUGUGGGAAGUGUAAACCGCGGCCGCCCGUGGAUCAGGAACCAGAGUUCUACAUCUCCCCUGAAGACCUGGAGGCGCAGAUGCAGUCUGACGAGAGAGACGUUGGUGGUGACCCCAUCAUGAUGCAGCCGUCUGGAACAGAAACCACCAGGCUGACGUCAGACAACCACUCCUCCUACCGGACCGACACCGGACACAACUAA